UAUCUGACAUAUUAAUUCCAUUUUGGGCUUGCUCAUCUGAAAUACUGCCUUACUGUGUGGUUUAUUCCUGUUCUGUAUCUGUUACUAGGCUUCUGGAAUCAGGUUUACCUGAACUUUUGUUAUUCUAACUGUGCAGUAUUUGUUAUAAUUCCAUCGACUAAUGUUAUGUGGAUUAGAUCGAUACGCUGCUCAGCUGAGACAAGGUACUGGAUUGUCCUCCUUCAUACUGCUCUCACGCUCUGUAACCUGUGUCUGUAAGCCAUCAUGUGGCGACCCUUGCUGUGCACCUGUCUUCUUGUGCUGUGGUGUGUGAGCGCCUACAGCAGAACAGUUUUCUACAGUGGACCACAGGCACAUUCACUUCUGCGCUCUAAACGGGCCAAUAGUGUGUUUGAAGAGCUUAGACCACCAUCGAAAGAACGUGAAUGUGUUGAAGAGGUUUGUGACUUUGAGGAGGCCAGGGAGAUCUUCCAGACCCGAGAGGCAACGCUGGAGUUUUGGACUGUGUACACAGAUGGUAACCAGUGUGACCCCAAUCCGUGUGUCAAUGGAACAUGCAUGGACAAGUUCCAGUCCUUUGAAUGCUUCUGUAGUCCUGGUUAUGAGGGGAAAUACUGUAAUCAACCCAGCACAGCCUCUAACUGCUCAGUGCAAAAUGGCGAUUGUGACCAUGAGUGUAAUUUGAGGUCUGAUGGCCUGGUCCGUACUUGUAGCUGUCUCCCAGGAUACAGUAUCCAUGAAAACUCCAGAACAUGCAGUCCUAUAAAUAACCAUGCCUGUGGAAGGAUCUUGAUACAUAAGUCCUCAUUCAACACAGGGCCUAUACAAGGACUGCUGCCAUGGCUGAUUGGGGGAGAAGUAGGCAUGAAGGGAGAGAGUCCCUGGCAGGCUCUUUUGCUCAAUCCGGAGGGGAAAUUUCACUGUGGUGCUGUUCUAAUAGACAGGAGCUGGGUCCUCACUGCCGCUCACUGUCUGCAAAACCAUAAUCGCUUCAGUGUCAGAUUAGGUGACUAUGAGCGCUUUAAGCACGAGGGCACAGAGGUCACUGUGUCUGUGGCAGACGUCAUUCCACAUCCCAAUUACAACCCUAUGACACUGGACAACGACAUUGGACUUCUGCGCCUGGAAGCACCGGUGAAAUUCUCCAACUUCAUCCUACCGGCCUGCCUGCCAAGUCGAGGGCUGGCCGAGGGGGUGUUGCACCUCAAUGGCACGACCACCGUUGUGACGGGCUGGGGAAAGCUCAACGAAACGAGCAGGCGUUACAGUUCGGCCCUCAACUUUAUACAAAUCCCUUUGGUAAACCACUCCCUGUGCAGUCAACAGAUGAUGAACAGUGUGUCUGAGAAUGUGCUGUGUGCUGGCAUACUGGGUGAUAUAAAGGAUGCGUGUGAGGGAGACAGUGGUGGGCCAAUGAUGGUGGAGUAUCGCAAGACCUGGUUUCUGAUUGGCUUGGUGUCUUGGGGGGAAGGCUGUGGUCACAAAGACAAACUGGGCAUUUACACUAAAGUGUCUAACUACCUGGAGUGGAUAGAUAGAGUGCGUCAAAAGUUUGAGUAGGCAUGAUCACUGCUUCUCCCUCUCUUGCUGUCUAGCAUUGGUAUAAAAUGUAAUAAAAAUGUGACCCCUUCCUCUUGAAA
This is a messenger RNA of Clupea harengus (Atlantic herring), 1640 nucleotides long. It is a transcript of the gene proca, whose product is annotated as protein C (inactivator of coagulation factors Va and VIIIa), a. Gene Ontology annotation, biological process: blood coagulation; proteolysis. Lineage: Eukaryota; Metazoa; Chordata; Actinopteri; Clupeiformes; Clupeidae. The record is from RefSeq and is a predicted model, not a curated record. Gene Ontology annotation, cellular component: extracellular region. Gene Ontology annotation, molecular function: serine-type endopeptidase activity; calcium ion binding.